Messenger RNA from Lactuca saligna, 468 nucleotides. The record is from the annotation of a GenBank genome assembly. Lineage: Eukaryota; Viridiplantae; Streptophyta; Magnoliopsida; Asterales; Asteraceae.
AUGGAAGAAUAUUCAUUACAAAAUGCAGCAAGCAUGACUCCUUAUAUCCCACUAGUUGCAGGUUAUGUUGCCCGUUCACUUGCUUGUAUUACUUGUUAUCCUAUUGAACUUGCAAGAACCCGUAUGCAGCUUUCAGGUGUUGGUGUCAAGCUUGUUAGCAAUACAGUGUGGAGUACCCUCUUUCAUCAAUUCUUGAUAGUGAUGUCACAUAUUGUUGUUGCAGUUGUGCCUUCGGGAAAUAGAAACUUUGAAGGGCGUGUUCACCCACUAACAAGAUCCAACUACCUGGCUUCACCUCCCUUGGUUGUAGCUUACGAACUUGUUUGCACGGUUGACAUCGACUUCGAAAACAAACCAACGAGACCACAAAGGACGGAAAGAAUGGCCAAGCACCCAAGAAAUCACUCAGAAUUUAAAAUUCUAUUGAAGCUACUGUUUUCUUCUACUGUUCAUCUGUUCAUCUGGUAA